This is a messenger RNA of Thlaspi arvense, 2541 nucleotides long. The record is from the annotation of a GenBank genome assembly. Lineage: Eukaryota; Viridiplantae; Streptophyta; Magnoliopsida; Brassicales; Brassicaceae.
AUGGCCGGCCGCGAGAAACAAUUGGACUAUAUUACGAGUACGUCCCGGUACGGUAACGUAGUAUGUUAUAACCAAACGAUUGCGAAAACAAUCGGAGAUGCUAAUGGAUGGGAGAACGCAAGUUCGCUUGCAGCCGUACUUCCUAUUUUCGUAACGCAACUAUUUGUCGCCAAUUUUACGUACCGCAUUAUCUACUAUUUGACCCGGCCGCUACUUCUUCCUCCUUUCGUCGCUCAAAUCCUUUGCGGGUUACUGUUCAGCCCGACGGUGAUCGGCAGAAGCGAGUUUGUCCUCUAUUAUAUCUUCCCGUAUAGAUUCACAAUGGUCCUCGAGACAUUCGCAAACUUAGCUCUCGUCUACAACAUUUUCCUCCUCGGUCUCGGUAUGGACUUGAGGAUGAUAAGAAUCAAAGAACUCAAACCAGUGGUCAUAGCCAUCGUUGGCCUCCUUGUGGCUUUAUCGGCCGGUGCUGGCUUCUAUUACCUUCCCGGUAACGGAGACAUCGACAAGAUAUUCGGAGGUUGUGUCUUCUGGUCCGUUGCGUUUGGCUGUACGAACUUCCCUGACCUUGCCAAGAUUCUUGCCGAUCUCAAGCUCUUGCGUACGGAUAUGGGACGUACCGCCAUGUGUGCAGCCGUUAUCACGGAUUUGUGCACUUGGGUUUUACUCGUUAUCGGAAUCGCAAGUGUGACCAAACAAGGUCUGUGGAACGAGAAGAUGCCAUACGCAAUACUAUCAACCAUGGCGUUCGUCCCUUUCUGCAUCUUCGUGAUGCGUCCAGGAAUCGCUUGGGCCUUCGCCAACACCGUCAAAGGAGGUAACGUCGGAGACACUCACGUCUGGUUCACUCUCACAGGAGUCGCUCUCUGCGCCCUAGUCACCGACUUGUUUGGGACCCACUCAAUCACCGGAGCUUUCUUGUUUGGUCUCUCGAUCCCUCACGACCACAUCAUUCGAAACAUGAUCGAAGAGAAGCUCCACGAUUUCCUCUCGGGGAUGCUGAUGCCUCUUUUCUACAUCAUCUGCGGUUAUAGACUCGAUCUUGGGUACAUGUUCAAGUACACGAGCCUUGGAAUGUUGGCGUUUGUGAUUUCUUCGUCUUUCAUGGUCAAGAUUUUGUCCACUGUCGUUUGCUCCGUCUUCUUGCGUAUGCCUUUGCGUGAUGGUUUCGCUAUUGGUGCGCUUAUGAACACCAAAGGUACUAUGGCACUAGUCACUCUCAAUGCAGGACGUGACACCAAGGCAUUGGACGUAAUAAUGUACACACAUAUGACAAUGGCGUUCCUAGUGAUGUCAAUAGUGGUGGAGCCACUUUUAGCAUUUACUUACAAACCAAAGAAGAAAUUGGUUUUCUAUAAAUACAGAACCGUUCAAAGACUCAAAGGAGAAGUAGAGUUUCGUGUAUUAACCGGCGUUCAUUUCCUCGCUAACGUCCCCGGCAUAACCAAUCUACUAAAAGUCUCUCACCCGACCAAGCAAUCUCCUCUCACCGUCUUUGCAGUCCACCUUGUCGAGCUAACCGGUCGCACCACGGCUUCUUUGCUCAUAAUGAACGACGAGGCGAAACCCAAAGCUAACUUCUCGGACCGAGUCAGAGCGGAAUCCGAACAGAUCGCUGAGAUGAUCCAAGGUGUGGAAGCGAGCAACGAAGCCAUGAAGAUUCAGACCAUCACCGCGGUUUCACCUUACACGACGAUGCACGAAGAUAUUUGUUCGUUAGCCGAGGAUAAACAAGUCAGCUUCAUUUUGUUGCCUUACCACAAGAAUCAGACCUCGGACGGUCGGUUAGGUGAAGGGAACGAUGCGCUCGCGGAGAUCAACCAAAACGUUCUGAGCCACGCGCCAUGUUCGGUCGGGAUUUUGGUCGACCGUGGCAUGACGAAUGUCCGGUCUGAAUCCACUUCGUUCCAAGGCGAAACCACAAAGAAAGAAAUCGCAAUGAUAUUCAUUGGAGGCCGGGACGAUAGAGACGCUUUGGCUUAUGCUUGGAGAAUGGUGGGACAAGAAAUGAUCAAACUCACGGUUGUGAGAUUUGUCCCCGGCCGGGAAGCUUUAGCCUCGGCCGGGAAAUCCUCGGUUGCGUACGAGAAGGAGAGACAACUCGACGAAGAGUACAUCUACGAGUUUAACUUCAAGACUAUGGAUGAUUCGUCGGUGACUUAUAUAGAGAAAGUGGUUAACGAUGGUCAAGAGACGAUUGCAUCGAUUAGAGAAUUGGAAGAUAACCAUUCUUACGAUCUUUACAUUGUGGGGAGAGGGUACAAAGUAGAAUCACCUGUCACCACGGAUUUAACAGAUUGGAGUAGUACUCCGGAUUUAGGGACUAUAGGCGAUACAUUAGCAUCUUCCAACUUCACAAUGCAAGCUUCGGUUCUUGUGAUCCAGCAAUACUCAGCCGCCAAUAGACAAAACGCAGAAAACAAUCAAGAACAUGCUGAAGGUGGAGCCAAGACCGCUCAUGAAGCUAGGCCUUUUAAGGAUUCUCAUGACGAGGAAAAGGAUGAGGAAGGGCAACAGUACCAAAUGGGAAUGCGCAAAUGA